UCUAUCGGAUGGUUCUUGUUUUUUAGAUUACGUGGAUCAAUCAAGUGGUGUUCUGAGUUCUAACUAAUUUCACUAAUAGAGAUAAGCUUCCUCGGCAAUUCCACUACUGAUCAAGCAAACUAGGAUGAUGUGGGGCUCUGUGUCUCCUUUCCUAUCCGUUCCUCCCCUCAAUUGUCUUGGGAUUCAAUUGUAGUGUGGUCCUGCUAAGCUCUAUAUAAAGCCGUCCCAAAUGCUCCAUACACACAGCACCUAAGCAAAAACCAACAACACACCCACAUUCACUGCUAGUCUGGGUAUACAAGCAUAUAUGGCGUCUGAGACAGUGGCAUCCAACUUCGAACCUUCACUGUGGAGCACCUUUUUUAUUGACUAUGAGCUGAAGCCACUGCAGAGAUCGGAAGAAUGGAUGAGGAAGAGAGCUGACGAGCUCAAGGAGAAAGUCCGCACGCAACUUGGGACUUGUGAAGACAUUGUGGGGACGAUGAACUUAGUGGAUGCAAUCCAACAUCUUGGAAUUGAGCACCUCUUCAAACAAGAGAUAGACAACACAUUAAGAGACAUUCGUACAAGUGAAUUUACAAGCUCUAGCCUCCAUGAAGUUGCUCUUUGGUUUCGCUUGCUUAGGGAGCAUGGCCUAUGGGUUUCUCCAGAUGUAUUUGGAAAAUUCAAAUUCGACGGUGAUGAUGCAAGGUUAAGCAGUGUAAUUGCUGAUCAUGACACAAGGGGUUUGCUAAGCUUGUACAAUGCUGCUCACCUCCUAGUACAUGGUGAGCCAGAACUCGAAGAAGCUAUCUCUAUCGCAAGACAUCGUCUCAAAUCAAUGACUAGGGAUUGUGACUUGAAUCCGGUGUUAGCUAAUCAAGUCAACCGCGCCCUGAACAUAGCACUGCCAAGGACAUGCAAGAGAUUAGAGACGUCACUGUUUAUUUCAGAAUAUGAACAAGAGGAAGGGUAUAGUGAAAUUCUUCUGGAGCUUGCAAAGCUAGAUUUUAACAUUGUACAGAACGUGCACCUGAUGGAGCUCAAAUCUAUCUCUGAGUGGUGGAGAGAUCUAUACACGUAUGUCGGGUUAAAUUAUGCUAGGGACCGUGCAGUGGAGGGCUACUUGUGGUCGUGCUUGGUAUUUUAUGAGAAAGAUUUAUCUUUCACCCGAACGUUUGUCGCAAAAAUGAUCUUGCUAGUUACCUUGAUGGACGACACAUUUGAUUCCCAUGCUACCAUUCAAGAAUGCCGACAGUUAAACUCAGCAAUACAAAGAUGGGAUGAAAGCGCUGUCACACUUCUACCAGAGUAUCUGAAGAAGUUCUAUAGAGAACUGUUGAGGAACUUCAAGGUGCUUCAGGAUCAAGUGACAGACAACGACAAGUACAGGGUCACUUACACUAGAAAGGAGUUCCAGAAACUGUCCACCUACUAUCUCCAGGAAGCUGAACCAAGCUUCGGUGACCAGAUUACUUUGACAGCUAUGUCCUCGGUCAUUCCACUACUAUGUGUGAGUGGGACGGUAGGCAUGGGUUAUGUAACCAUGGAAACAUUUGAGUGGGUAGCCAGUAGAACCACCGCUAUAGUAGCAUCGGCAAAAAUUGGGCGUUUCAUGAAUGACAUUGCCGCAAUGAAGCGCGGAAAGAACAAAGGGGAUGUUGCGAGCUCCGUGGAGUGUUACAUGAAUGAGCACAAGGUGACGAUGGAGGUUGCAAUUGACAAGAUUGAUUCACUUGUAGAAGAUGAAUGGAGAACAUUGAACCAGGCUCAUUUCGAGGAUCAUAAACUGUUUCCUGUCGUGGAGCAAGUUGUAAACCUGACUGCUUCCAUGGCUUCGUUUUACGAUGAAAGGAAGGAUGCAUAUACAUUUCCCACCCUUCUUCAGGACACUAUUGAGUCUCUCUUCGUCAAUCCUGUUCCUAUAUAGACGAUAUACUAUAUCAGUUAACUAGCUUAAGUGGUGCUGCCAGUCCAAAUAUAGUUGUAACAUCCUCAAAAUUAUAAUUGGGGGUUAUUGUUGGCUAGUUUGAAUAAUCCUGAGGUAGCCCCAAGCUCUCGUUGGUGUGGUGUGCAUAGCGGGAGCAGAAGCACUUCAGAUGGACUUUGUUAGAGAUGCAAAAGGCACGGAGAUCUCGUCAGUUGGCACCGUGUUGAUUGCAUCAGUUUAGCACAUGUGUGCAUGAGUUUGCGCGGUGUCGCGUGAGUGUAGCCGAGAAAUGGGGAUCGUGGGAUGGCACGAGAUCUUGACUUGGCGGUGUUUAAAUAGUUAGUAUUUGCUUUGUACGCACUUUUGAUUUUCAGAGAAAUAGAGGAAGAAAA
Messenger RNA from Oryza sativa Japonica Group (Japanese rice), 2301 nucleotides. RefSeq names its product tau-cadinol synthase-like. Gene Ontology annotation, biological process: diterpenoid biosynthetic process. Gene Ontology annotation, molecular function: terpene synthase activity; magnesium ion binding. The record is from RefSeq and is a predicted model, not a curated record. Lineage: Eukaryota; Viridiplantae; Streptophyta; Magnoliopsida; Poales; Poaceae.